Messenger RNA from Lactuca sativa (garden lettuce), 444 nucleotides. The record is from RefSeq and is a predicted model, not a curated record. Lineage: Eukaryota; Viridiplantae; Streptophyta; Magnoliopsida; Asterales; Asteraceae.
AUGACUUUUUCCACCUAUAUCAACGGGGCUAUUCCGACGACUCUAUACCGACGACUUGUCGCCGACCCAAGCAGCAACCCCAACCCCAAUCCCUACUCCAACCCGAACCCCAACCCCAUCCCUAACACUAAACACACCCCCAACCCCAACCCCAACACAGUACCAAACACAAACCCAAAUACAGAAACCUGCCCUAGAGACGCCUUGAUACUGGGGGUUUGUGCUAAUCUUCUAGGGGGAUUGGUCAAAGUUGAGUUAGGUUCACCACCGGUGAAGCCAUGUUGCUCUCUUAUCCAAGGACUUGCCGACCUUGAGGCUGCCGUCUGUUUGUGCACUGCAAUCAAAGCCAACGUCCUAGGGAUCAAUCUUAAUGUACCAGUAUCUCUUAGCUUGCUCGUUAAUGUCUGUGGCGGUGAAGUCCCAAAUGGUUUUGUAUGUUCCUAG